UCCGGAAAUUUCUGUGGAAAUCCAGAAUCACUGGUUUUCUUUUCAUCGCAAAUGUCUUAUCCGCGUACGUCUGUCGUACCUACUUUGCGUCCGCUAUAACCGCAAAAAAAUGAACGUAGUCAACCGACCACCACUGCAAGUGAAAUCGUAUUUUUAAAAAAAAAGCUAGAMAAUUAUUGAUCAACUGCGAAAACACAAGGCGACGUGUAAAAGGAAAACGAACCCACCAACCCCGUGGUUCGACCAUGCCACCGUCACCGCUGCUGUUGAUGGCACUGAUGACGAUACUGCCGCCACUUCUGGUGCUGUUAUUUUUUAACGCGGCCGCAGUAAGUUCUCAGUUGGCAUGGACACAAAUCUACGUCGGUUCCAACAGCCAAGUGGACUUAUGGACACAAGAAUCGCAAGGAUGCCGAUGCAAUCAUGAUUUACUCAGACAGGACUGUGCCUGCUGUGUACCACAGGGCGGAUGUCAAUGCGGGGCACUAGCGCUGAACCGUUGUGCGCAAUGCGGUUUGGAGCAGCACUGCACGAACAUGUGCAACGUCACAAUAAAAGCUGAUAUGCUAUUGGCCCGUUCAAACUCGACGUUCGGCCAGAUCAAAUCUCCCGCGUUGUCCGGCCCGAACUCCUGUUGGUACACGCUUGACCCCGGGUACGACAAACGUGUGGAAUUACAAGUGUACAGGCUAGUCAACGCCGGCCAUUUCAACGGUUCCAGUUGCGUAUCUGGAUACUUAGAGUUGUUGGAUUCCUUUGGACAAGGAACAGGGCCUCGGAUAUGUGGCCAAAAUGAACGGUUAGCACCUCCAGUCGUUAUGUUUGCAGAUCGAGAAUCGGCAGUAUUGAAUUUCCGGUAA
This is a messenger RNA of Diuraphis noxia (Russian wheat aphid), 860 nucleotides long. RefSeq lists its product as uncharacterized. NCBI's taxonomy places the organism in Eukaryota, Metazoa, Arthropoda, Insecta, Hemiptera, Aphididae. The record is from RefSeq and is a predicted model, not a curated record.